Spea bombifrons (plains spadefoot toad) is the source of this 1601-nucleotide messenger RNA. RefSeq names its product START domain-containing protein 10-like. The record is from RefSeq and is a predicted model, not a curated record. The coding region runs from base 458 to 1261 and encodes 267 amino acids. Lineage: Eukaryota; Metazoa; Chordata; Amphibia; Anura; Pelobatidae. The transcript has 6 exons. Gene Ontology annotation, molecular function: lipid binding.
UUGCGUGUCCCCGCGCCUCGCACACCUGUUACCUGGUGUUUCACCGGAGAUCACUGAUUACCUGUAUGAGGAGACGACCGGAUCCGUAUCUUACCUCCUAGGCUCCUAAUAAUCUAUCGGCGAGGGGUUAGAUGGAGAGAUUAUACGCAUUUAACUAGUUCAGUGACUGCGUAGCAUUGACUGUAAUGUGACACAGUGUUACCUGGAAAUCAUUAGUACAUGUGGAAACAACCGACGACACUAGAACCAAUACUAAUGCGACUGGAAUCCGGAGGGUGACACUUCGUAUUGAAAUAAUAGGACCCUUUUCAUUUUCGUGACUGUGGCACCCGGGGAAACUUCCAAACUUCCACGAGAAGAUACGCACCUUCUUUGGGAGACAUCGCAGCGAUAUCGCCUCCUCAUCACUCUCCGGCCCCCAACCAGGAUCGGACUGAUCUUCCUUGAUUUCCCACUCAUGGCCCAGGAAACCCCACAGAUCCCCGAUGAUUCCUUGUUCUUGUCUUUCCGGACGCAGUGCGAGUCAAAUGAGGGCUGGGUUUGUACUUACAGCAAGUCGGGAACUGGAGUAUGGCUGAAACCCCCUACUGAUAAGGCGUCACUCAUACACACCGUCAAGGGUUGUAUGACGUUUCCAGAUGUAUCAGCUGACACUGUAUAUGAUGUCCUACAUGACACUGCAUAUCGCCGGAAGUGGGACCUGAGUAUGAUCGAGACACGGGACAUUGCUCAGCUUUCUGCCAAUGCCGAUGUGGGGUAUUACUCAUGGAAAUGCCCCAAGCCACUAAAGAAUCGUGAUGUUGUCACUCUUCGUUCAUGGCUUCUUCUGGAUGAGUUUUACAUGAUCAUCAACUUCUCUGUCAAGCACAAGCUUUACCCUCCACGUAAGGACAUGAUUCGAGCCGUCUCUCAUCUUGCUGGAUAUCUGAUUAAAAUUACUGGUCCCAACAGCUGCAUACUUACAUACCUGGCACAGGUAGACCCCAGAGGUUCAUUACCAAAGUGGGUGGUGAAUAAAUCUUCCCAGUAUUUGGCACCAAAGAUCCUACGAAAACUUUACAAGGCCUGCGUUCAAUAUCCAGUUUGGAAAAAGAAGAAUCAGCCUGGUUUUAAACCAUGGCUCAACCCUGAGCAGAACACUCUACCUCGCUUGGCCCUCAAUGAGCUGUCCCUGCAACGAGCAGAGUCUUUGGAACAUGUGGAUGAAAGUCGGUUGUGUGAAGUGAAAGAGGAAAAAUGCAACAGUGAUGAUGAUGGUUAAGGGAGAUAGGAGAAUAACAUUCAUUAAUGAUACAAUGAGGGCUAACUUGUCCUGGACACAAGAAAAAAACAAAAACCUUGGAGUAUCUCAAACAGUGAUCUCACUUGGUGUAAAUUCACAUGGACCUGAGUGUCUCACAGUACAACACAGCUGGAAGGGAGUUGAUCCAAAACUGAUAUUAUUAAUCCAAAGGGAGUGUGUGCCUUAAUUUUCCUUCAAUGAAUAAAAUUUUAUUUUCUGUUCGGCAAGGGUUCUAUGUGAGAACCAAUUUUCAAGUUACUACUUGCCGUAGCUCAUCCUGUUGUAAAACCACAUAUAUAUUACACUUUCUCCGUGUUUA